Antechinus flavipes (yellow-footed antechinus) is the source of this 3377-nucleotide messenger RNA. It is a transcript of the gene MEPCE, whose product is annotated as methylphosphate capping enzyme. Gene Ontology annotation, biological process: snRNA modification. Gene Ontology annotation, molecular function: snRNA binding; RNA methyltransferase activity; O-methyltransferase activity. The record is from RefSeq and is a predicted model, not a curated record. Lineage: Eukaryota; Metazoa; Chordata; Mammalia; Dasyuromorphia; Dasyuridae. The coding region runs from base 278 to 2311 and encodes 677 amino acids. The transcript is spliced from 4 exons.
CGGAGGCGGAGGAACAGAGUGCGCACGCGCAGUAUAUCUAGUCGCGCGAGUUAGGAGGGGGUGGAGAAAAAGGCGCAGACUCUGUUGUUUUCUUACUCAGUUUGGGUCGCGCGGCCUCUAGUUUUGGUCUCGCGCGGGUUAGUGGAGACGCGAGAGAAUAAGGGAAGAGCAGGGUUACGCGCGCACAGGGAGAAGGGGCGGGGAGGAAGAAGGAAAAAGGGAGGGGGUGUAGGCCCCCUCUUCUCCCUCGUUAGCUUAAUCGGGGGAGGGGGAAGAGAUGAUCGAGAUGGCAGCUGAAAAGGAGCCGUUCCUCGUGCCGGCCCCGCCGCCGCCACUCCUCAAAGCUGAUUCCAGUGGUAGGGAUGACACUCUGGUGCAGCCACACCGAGAGGCCUCCUCUGGGGAGCUUUGUGGUGGGACAGCUCAGGGAUCAAGCCCACUUACGCCCACAGUAUCAGGCAGGGAGGGCUUUCUGGCCCCAUCCCUUACUGGGGCUGGCAAGAAUCUGCAGCUAAGGGGCGACCCGAUGGCACAGGGGGAGGCCCGCCAGUCCGAAGCUCAAGGAGAAGCUCCUCCCCCUGACAUAGAGGUGGAGCGAAGGGGAUGGGGCGGGACAGAACUAGGCCCCCCAGCACCCCCUAGACAGCGCAAUGGCUUCCAGCCCCAUAGGCCUCCUGGGGGCGGUGGGAGUAAGAGGAGGAAUAGCUGUAAUGUGGGUGGCUUCAAGCAUCCAGCCUUCAAGAGGCGUAGGCGAGUUAACUCGGACUGUGAUCCAGUUUUGCCCUCCAAUUUUCUCCUGGGAGGCAAUAUCUUCGAUCCUUUGAAUCUGAAUAGCCUCCUGGAUGAGGAGGUAAGUCGAGCACUCAAUGCUGAGACUCCUAAGUCCUCCCCACUGCCAGCUAAGGGGAGGGACCCUGUGGAGAUCCUCAUUCCCAAGGACAUCACUGACCCACUUAGCCUCAAUGCUUGCACUGAUGAGGCCCAAGUGGUUCGUGCCUCACCACUCAAGACUAGUAGAAAGCGACAUCGACAUCGUGGACAGCAUCACCAGCCACAGACUGGCGGACCUGGGGGGAAUGAUCCCACCUCCUCUGCACUUCCAACUUCCACCACUCCUUUGCUGCAUGGAGAAGCCACCCCCCAACAUCUGCAACAAGGACAAAGGUCCCAAGGCCGGGAUGGCCCCCAGCCUUAUGAACUGAACACUGCCAUCAACUGCAGGGAUGAAGUAGUGUCCCCCCUUUUGCCUGCUCCACAGGAACCGCCAGGCACUCGUGCAGCUCCUUCAGCUGCCUCAACUACACCUGCUCCCUUGUCUUCCUCCCGCCACCGGAAACGUCGUAGGACUUCCAGUAAGUCUGAGUCAGGUGCUAGAGCUGGUGGCCAGGGCCCUAAGGAGAAAGUCCGAGCAAGAGGGGGAGGACGCCAUCACGACCACCCUCUGCCUGCAGCUGGUUUCAAGAAACAGCAAAGUAAGUUCCAGUAUGGGAACUAUUGCAAGUACUAUGGCUAUCGAAAUCCAAAUUGUGAGGAUGGGCGGCUUCGGGUCAUGAGGCCUGAAUGGUUCCAGGGACGUGAUGUACUGGACUUAGGCUGCAAUGUAGGCCACCUGACCCUAAGCAUUGCAUGUAAAUGGGGUCCAGCUAGAGUAGUGGGUGUAGACAUCGAUGCUCGCCUCAUACACUCUGCUAGACAGAAUAUCAGACAUUAUCUAUCUGAGGAACUUCGUCUCACACCCCAGCCACCUGAAGGAGUCCAAGGACCAGAAGGUGGUAAGGGGACUGCUACUACCCGAAAGAAGAGCUGCUUCCCAGCCUCGCUGACUGCCAGUCGAGGGCCUAUUGCUGCACCCCAAGUGCCUCUGGAUGGGGCUGAUGCCUCUAUAUUUCCCAACAAUGUUGUCUUCAUCACGGGUAAUUAUGUGUUAGAUCGAGAUGAAUUGGUAGAGGCCCAAGCUCCUGAGUAUGAUGUGGUGCUCUGUCUCAGCCUCACCAAAUGGGUGCAUCUGAACUGGGGUGAUGAGGGAUUGAAGCGAAUGUUCCGAAGAAUCUACCGCCACCUACGACCUGGGGGCAUUCUGGUUUUAGAGCCCCAGCCUUGGUCAUCCUAUGGCAAGAGGAAGACACUCACAGAAACAAUCUACAAGAAUUAUUAUCGAAUUCAACUGAAACCUGAGCAGUUCAGUUCCUAUCUGACAUCACCUGAAGUUGGCUUCUCCAGCUAUGAGCUUGUGGCUACACCCCAUAAUUCUUCCAAAGGUUUCCAGCGUCCUGUCUAUCUGUUCCACAAGGCCAACUCCCCUAACCACUGAGGAGCUCUUCAAGGACAAUGAUCAGAGGCUUCUCUUUUGUUAAUUGAGGACCUGUGGGGGGGUAGGGGUGGGGUGGAGAGAAGUUCUACCCAUGGCUUGCUCCUUUUCCCUGUAUCUAAUUUGUUUUCCUGCCAUUGUCUUUAAGAAGCCUACCAACCUCUAGCACCUAAUCAACAGGCACAAUUGGACUAUAGGUUGUCACCUUUUUCUCCCCACAGCCUAGUAAGCUGGAUGAUAUGGAUCAUGAAUUCAUGAUUUUAAAGGGGAGCUGGGUUUCCGAAUCUCACUUGCUCUGGGCCUUCCCUUUUUGUUUCUUCCUAACCCACCUCUUGGAUUCCUAGCUCCAGUGGGCAUCCUGGCCACGUUUCAGUGGACCAAUAUAGAAUGGGUUAUCACCAGAAGCUGCAGAAGUCCCAUCUAGAUGGUUCUUGUGAUUGGGGGGGGUAAGAGGGGUAGGGUGAAAGCAGCACAAUAAACCUAAUAUUGAAGGCUAAGAUUUGGGUCAAUAUGUCAAUGUGGGGAGCACAACCCUGUCUCUUCUGCAAGUGAUGGUCUAGGCUGAUCUAUUAGAGUGUGUUGAAGGGAUGGGCUUUGAAGAAAUUAGGCUGAAAUCUGUAAAAUAGGGUUUUUAUUGACUAGGAACUCUUUUUCUGCAGUCACAUCCCAGAGCUCUCAUCACAAAGGAAGUGAUGUUCAGUCAUGUUCUCUGCUGAAUCCAUAGCCUUAAAUGUAGCCAUGCAGAAGAGAACAAAACUAAAAUGCUACUUUAGAGGAACCUGGGUAAGGGGGAAGCAAUCUUUAACACUAUUUUCCAUCUUGGUAUUGCUCUUCUCAUCCUGGGAAGGUUCAAACCCUAGAGUAUGGGAGUCACAUUCAAUAAGACAAACUUUUCAAGAGUUGUUCUUAGGUUCUUAUCAGGCUAAGCCUUACUUGAUUACCAACUUUUCCCAAAUCGUCAGAAAAAAGUUCUUAUAACAAACUUUUAUUUCUAUAAAACCCAACAUAAAGGACAGUCCCAAUGUGUAUCUUGCAACACAACAAAAAUAAAAGUGAAGACAAUCCUGUA